Molecule: messenger RNA, 2605 nt
Organism: Homalodisca vitripennis (glassy-winged sharpshooter)
Lineage: Eukaryota; Metazoa; Arthropoda; Insecta; Hemiptera; Cicadellidae
Exons: 9
Coding region: 359-1078 (239 amino acids)
Source: RefSeq, a predicted model, not a curated record
UCUCCUCGGCAGUUCGGCUCGCCGCGUCCUCGCUAACGGUUCGACUUCUGCUCGCUCCUUCCGCCCGAAUUCUUCCACUUCUUCACACGCCGGUCUUCGCUUUGUUUCGGUGGUGUGAACAACCUGUCCUCUCCAACCGGUUGUGAGCUGUGUGUACCAAACCUGAUCUCCACGGUGUUUUAGGUUGUACCUUGAAUUCAUCCAAGAUUCCAAGUACGAAUCUAUAGGAUCAAAGAAGAUCUUUUUGGAGCGUUGACAACGAAUCACCGCAAACCACACGAGUUAGUCAAGCACACGGCUAGGAGAAGUCCUGACAAUAAGCGCCUGCCUGCUAUCGCUAGUGCGGUGGCCCACAGCUAUGGCUGCACCCCCUCACUCGCAUAAGCGACGCAGUGUAGAUGACCUUCCACCCAAAUGGGUCAACCCCUGCGGCUUCAUUCCGUCCAGUGACGAAGCUGGACAGUCGUCUUCAGAUGUACCCGAUCUUCCUACUACAAGACAGUUCCUCGACAUCCUCCUCACCCAGGCCAAGAUCGCCCGUGGUUCCGUCGAGAGUUUCAAGAAGAAUUACGUGAAAGAGAUUUUCGAUGUGGACUUCGACUUGCACCACAAGAGCUGGAAGACCUACCGGUACGAGUGGCUUUACCCUAGCUCCGCUGUCCCUAAGGAGUUGGGCGUCAGCAUUCAUCCUGACAAACUUCGAGAUGUGCAGCUGGACUCCUUCUUGAAGGACGCUUACCGCUACAUGCAGAUAAUGUCGGUGGCUAUGGAACAAGUCGCCUUCGACCACUCCCACCCCGAGCACGGCUCAAUCUUCGCCGAGCAGUUCAAGAAGAUGGAAUACAGUCUUAGAGCUGUCCUGUGCGAGAUUCAGAUGACGAUGAUCGAGCGUCGUGUGGAGCCCCACGACGACGUCACCAGAGACGUGAUGGAGGACGACAUCCGCGACAUGGAGCCCGACUCCAGGAGAGAUCUACGCGACUGGUUCAUCUUCCGGGACUGUAUGAUCGUGCUGGAGUACAUUAUUGACGUGGUCCAGUACUUCUGCGACAACCCGAACCGCAUCCCUCCGUCCUGAAGCUCGUCCCUUCUUGGAGGCCGAGCGGGCAGCUGGCGCGCCUUGUACGCCCUCAGAAUGGCCGCCAAGGGUCGUGUCUACCCGCGCCCCGUGGGCCGGUCCCCCGACUCCUGAUAGCUCGCCGCCUACAAGAAGGAAUCUUCCCGUGUCUAUGGACUGACUGUACAUAGCCAGACUGGAGGCAAACUGCUGAGUACAAGUUAAAACUUUUUGUGUUGUGUUAGUUUGUAUGAUUUGUAUUUAUUGUUAUGUUCCAUGUAUAUAUUUGUUGUUAUUUCACUUCUCAUUUUAAUUCAAUUUCGAGCUGCUUGAUGGCUCCAAUACCAAUUUGAUACAUAACAGAAAACAUUUUAUUCAAGGACCUUGUCAUACGGUUACAUUUUUCAAAUAACAUUUUCUCUGGAUUGGCUGCUCAUUUGUUACGUUUUAUGUAGCAUUUUAUUUUUAUACUUACAGUUUUAUACCGGUUUUAAAAUUUUGAAUUCUACACAAAAAUGUUUUAAUUUUACUGACUUAUUUUUUAGCAUGUAAUUGAGCAAAAAUAGUUCUAGAAUUGAUUUAAUUUGUAAAUUACAUCAUUGUUCUGUACUUAAUAUAUGUUUUUGUUAAUAACAGAAAGGCUAUCAUAACAGUAAAACUUCUUGCACUGAAAAGCAAAAGCGGGGCAAAAGCGGGGGGUUUUUAAAAAUAUUUAAAAACUGAACUUGACUUAUUUGAAAAACUAACCUGGAUUAUUUAAAUUUUAUUAUGUUCUUAAAGUCAAUAAUUAGGCUUCCGUCAUUAAUUAUAGAUUGUUAUUUCAUGUUAUAAUGUAUUAAAUUUAUUGACUGUUUUCAUUGUACGGAUGCAAGAGUUGAACUUAAAAUUAAAAAAAAAGUAUUUAUUCUUAUAGAUGUUAAUUGUAAUAGGCUGUGUACAAUGAUUAACUAUUAGGUCACUUUAUAAAAAAAAUUAUCAUUGCAUCCAUCUUCUGUUCUUCUAAUGUUAGACUUAUUAUGUAUAUAACAUAAAAGGCAUUCCUAACGGGUGCCUAACUGUAAAUUAAUUCUGAAAAUAAAACCAUAUUUAAAUGUUGCAGAAUCUGUUGACGAGGCGAUGUACAAUUAGUUGCUAAUGUUAUCACUGAUGCCAUGUCAUCAAUAAUUGUAAGGGCUUAACUGUGUUAAAUCUGUAUUACAAUUAUUCAAGACUUAAGUAUGUUCCUUAUGUAUGUACUUCUCUGUUAUAUGUGUUAGUUUCGUUACAUACGUGUUAUGUGGCGGAUUACCAAAGCAGACUUUGUGUACAUAACGUUAGUUUAGUUACGUUUGUAUUAGGGCGUUUAAUUUAUUCGUUUACGGUUUAUUAAUUUAUUUUUUAUACAUUUUUAGUCCAGAACUGCAUAUAAAUUGUAUUAUAUUAGAAUUAAUAUGAUUGCAAUACACAUUGUUUUUGUAUUAUACAUAUUUAUUGUCAUCCUUUUAUGUUCUGACUGUGAUAUAUUUGUAGGAUUAUUUAUUGAUGCAUAAUAUAAUUUAUAGUUCUAAA